AUGCUUGAACUGCGGCUGCCGCUGCUGCCGCUGCUGCUGUCCUGCGGGGCUGCCCUGCUGGCUGCCGACCUCACGACCAGCGACGCCUCAGACCUGGCCACGGAGGGCGAGGGCGGCCAGCAGUCCCCCGGGGACCAGGGCUGGUGCUCCACGUGGGGGGCCGGCCACUUCUCCACCUUCGACCACCACGUGUACGACUUCUCGGGGACCUGCAACUACGUCUUCGCGGCCACGUGUGCCGACGCCUCGCCCUCCUUCAGCGUCCAGCUGCGCCGGGCGCCCAACGGGAACAUCUCCAGGAUCAUCGUGGAGCUGGGGGCCUCGGUGGUCACCGUGAACAAGGCCACCACCAUCUCCGUCAAGGACGUCGGGACGGUCAGCCUGCCCUACACCAGCAACGGGCUCCAGAUCACCCCCUACGGCCGGAGCGUGCGCCUGGUGGCCAAGCAGCUGGAGCUGGAGCUGGUGGUCACGUGGGGGCCGGACGCCUACCUCAUGGUCCAGGUGGAGAGGAAGUACAUGGGCCAGAUGUGUGGGCUGUGUGGCAACUUUGACGGAAAGGCCACCAAUGAGUUUCUCAGCGAGGACGGCAAACUCCUGGAGCCCUACAAGUACGCCGCCCUCCAGAAGCUGGACGACCCCAACGAGAUCUGUGCCUAUGAGGCCAUCCCCAGCACCUCCGUCCUCCAGGUCACGGACGCCCAGAACUGCACGCAGCUGCUGGACCUCGUGGCCCCCGAGUGCAGUGUCCCCAAGGAGCCCUUGGUGCUGAGCUGCCAAGUGGACAUGGCCACCUGCGCCCAGCCAGGCCAGCAGAACUGCAGCUGCGCCACGCUGUCCGAGUACUCCCGCCAGUGCAGCCUGGCCGGCCAGCCCGUGCAGCGCUGGCGGGGACCCGGCCUGUGCUCCCUGGGCCAGUGCCCCGCCAACCAGGUAUACCAGGAGUGCGGCGUGGCCUGCACCAGGACCUGCUCCAACCCACAGCACAGCUGCCCCAGCCCCUGUACUGCCGGCUGCUUCUGCCCGGAAGGCACGGUCCUCGAUGACCUCUCCAGCAACCACACCUGCGUGCCGAUCGCCCAGUGCCCCUGCAUGCUCAACGGGGCGGUCCACGCCCCCGGGGAGGUCACCAGGACCGCCUGCAGGACCUGCCAGUGCACCAUGGGCCGCUGGUCCUGCACAGAACGGCCCUGCCCCGGCCACUGCUCCCUGGAAGGAGGGUCCUUUGUCACCACGUUUGACGCCAGGCCCUACCGCUUUCACGGCACCUGCACAUACAUCCUCCUCCAGAGCCCACAGCUCCCGGACGAGGGCACCCUCAUGGCCGUGUACGACAAGUCGGGCUACUCGCACUCCGAGACGUCCCUGGUCGCCGUCAUCUACCUGUCCAAGCAGGACAAAAUCGUGAUCUCGCAGGAUGAGGUGAUCACCAACCACGGGGACGUCAAGUGGCUGCCGUACAAGAGCCGCAACAUCACGGUGUUCAGGCAGACGUCCUCUCACCUCCAGAUGGCCACCACCUUCGGGCUGGAGCUGGUCAUCCAGCUGCGGCCCGUCUUCCAACUCUACGUCACCGUCGAGCCCCAGUUCCGAGGCCAGACCAGAGGGCUCUGUGGCAACUUCAACGGCGACACCACGGACGACUUCACCACCAGCGUGGGCGUCGCGGAGGGCACCGCCUCCCUCUUCGUGGACUCCUGGCGAGCAGGGAACUGCCCGGCGGCCCUGGAGCGCGAGACCGACCCCUGCUCCAUGAGCCAGCUCAACAAGGUGUGCGCGGAGACCCACUGCUCGGCGCUGCUGCAGACGGACGGCGUGUUCGGGAAGUGCCACGCCGUGGUCAACCAGCCCUUCUACAAGAGGUGUGUGUACCAGGCCUGCAACUACGAGGAGACCUUCCCCCACAUCUGCAGCGCGCUGGGUGACUACGCCCACGCCUGCGCCUCCCAGGGCGUCGUGCUCUGGGGCUGGAGAAGCAGCGUGGACAACUGCACGUCCCCCUGCACGGGCAACCGCACGUUCAGCUACGACAGCCAGGCCUGCAACCGCACCUGCCUGUCGCUGUCGGACCCCACGGCCGAGUGCCACGCCAGCGCCGUGCCCGUGGACGGCUGCAACUGCCCCCAGGGCACCUACCUGAACCACAAGGCGGAGUGCGUGCGCAAGGCCCAGUGCCCCUGCCUGCUGGAGAGCAACAAGUUCAUCCUGGCCGAGCAGUCCACCAUGGUCAACGGGGCCAUCUGCUACUGCCUCAGCGGACGGCUGAGCUGCCCGGGGCAGCCACAGAUGCUGCUGGCUUCCUGCCCGGCCCCCAAGACCUUGGAGACCUGCAGCCAGACCUCCGAGAACAAGUACGGGGCGGCGUGCGCCCCCACCUGCCAGAUGCUGGCCACCGGCAUCGCCUGUGUGCCCACCAAGUGCGAAGCCGGGUGUGUCUGUGCCGAGGGGCUCUAUGAAGACGCUAACGGGCAGUGUGUGCCCCCCGAGGAGUGCCCCUGUGAGUUUGCUGGGGUCUCCUACCCCGGGGGUGCCGAGCUCCACACCGACUGCAAGACCUGCACCUGCUCUAAGGGGAAGUGGACGUGCCAGCAGAGCGCCCACUGCCCGUCCACCUGCGCCCUCUACGGGGAGGGUCACAUGGUCACUUUCGACGGACAGCGCUUUGUGUUUGAUGGCAGCUGCGAGUACAUCUUGGCCACGGACGGCUGCGGAGCCAACGACUCCCGGCCCACCUUCAAGAUCCUGACCGAGAACGUCGUCUGUGGCAAGUCGGGAGUCACCUGCUCCCGCGCCGUAAAGAUCUUCCUGGGGGACCUGUCCAUCACACUAGCAGACAGAAACUACACGGUCAGCGGGGAAGACCCCUCCGUGUACUUCCGAGUGAAGCCCAGCUCCCUGAGCCUGACCCUGGACCUGGGCCUGCCCGGCAAGUACAACCUGACGCUGGUCUGGAACAAGCACAUGGCCGUGUACAUCACGAUCGAGCGCGUGUCCCAGGACGCGCUCUGCGGCUUGUGCGGCAACUACAAUGGCAACAUGAAGGACGACUUCGAGACGCGCAGCCAGUACGUGGCGUCCGACGAGCUGGAGUUCGUGAACUCGUGGAAGGAGAGCCCGCUGUGCGGCAACCUGCGUGCCGUGGCCGAGCCCUGCAGCACCAACAGCUUCCGCCUGGCCUGGGCCGAGCGCAAGUGCAGCAUCAUCAACAGCCAGACCUUCGCCGCCUGCCACAGCAAGGUGUACCGCAUGCCCUACUACGAGGCCUGUGUGCGAGACACGUGCGGGUGCGACACAGGGGGGGACUGUGAGUGUCUCUGUGACGCUGUCGCUGCCUACGCCAAGGCCUGCCUGGACAAGGGCGUGUGUGUGGACUGGAGGGCCCCAGACUUCUGCCCGAUCUACUGUGACUUCUACAACACGCACACGCAGGUCGACGGCAACGAGUACCAGUACACGCAAGAGGCCAACUGCACCUGGCACUACCAGCCCUGCCUGUGCCCCGGCCAGCUGCAGAGCUUCCCGGAAACCAACAUCGAAGGCUGCUACAACUGCUCCCAGGACGAGUACUUCGACCACAACGAGGGGACCUGUGUGCCGUGCGUGCCGCUGUCCACCACGCCCACCACGCCGCUGUCCACCACGCCUACCACAUCACCGUCCACCACGCCGCCAUCCACCAUGCCUCUGUCUACCACGCCCACGACGCUGCCGCCCACCACAGCCACGCCGCGACACACAGUGACACAGGCCACGAGCCUGCCGCAGGCAUCCUCCCCGAGACCUGCCACCAGCUCCACAGCACAGCACACAGCGCGCACCACGGACACGGCACCGAGCCCCGCACAGACGGCGACCACUCCCAUGCAGGGUGAGUCACAGGCAGGCGGGAGGGCACACAGCGCAGCCCCAGGGAUGGCUCUGGACAGCAGACACGGCGAGCAGACGCAGGCCCACAGGCGCUCACGAAGCACCCAGGCCAGCAGUGUGCACAGGUCGAGCACCACAGGCCCCAGGCAGCGCUCAAGAACCCCAGGGCUCUGUGACAGGAACGCUCGCCAGGGCACCAGAGGCCGGAGAACAAGGGGGAGGGACGGGGAGAAGAGGCUGGGCAGGCAGGAGAGGAACGAGCACAGCGGACGGCAAGCGGGGACCCCAGAGGUAACGAGUGCACCACCUGCUUCCCCCAGCAAACUCCACACAGCAAACCCCAGAGACAACUGCCAGCCACAGGACAACGAGCACAAAUCCAACUCCCGCCCCCAGCACCGGGCCAUCCUCAACCACACACAAAACAGGAACCGUCACACAUCCCACACAAACGCCAAAGACCACAGAGAGAACACCAUACACAGAACCCACGACCAGUCCCACCAUCACCGCAGAUACCACCACCAGGGCCACAACCACAACCUCAACCAGCACCACCACCGCAGGCACCAAGAACACGUUGCCAGUGGCGACGGCGAACACAGAGGCACAGAGUUCCCACAGCACAGCCACGACCGCGGUCUCUGCAAGGUCAACCCCUGCUUCCACACCGCACCACCAAUCCACACCAGCGCCACCUACCACGGCCACAACCAGUACAGCAGUCCCCACGCCCACCACCACCGCGCCCCCUACUACCACCCUUAA
Oryctolagus cuniculus (rabbit) is the source of this 4635-nucleotide messenger RNA. NCBI's taxonomy places the organism in Eukaryota, Metazoa, Chordata, Mammalia, Lagomorpha, Leporidae. The record is from RefSeq and is a predicted model, not a curated record.